AUGGUACAUUGCUUAGUACAGUGUGGGGACAUCAAUGUGCACGAAAUCAUAGCUGAAGGGAUCCAGGAUUCAGCCGAGAAGAAUGAUCCGGGUGCUAGACUUUGUUACCCUCCAGCGCAACAACAAAGAAGACCUCAGAUAGGGAAAAGAACUGCACAAGAAGAGCCUCACCAAGAAGAACCUCACCAAGAAGAACUUCACCAAGAAAAACCCCAACAAACAGGGUACCAGCAAGAAGGGCAAUAUGAUCCAACCAACAUAAAUCUGUUUCACAUUCAAGGAGCCAUUGAGGAUUUGCCAAGGAGAUAUAUGGAGGGACAAGAACAACAACUGCAUGUUCAAUCUCAAAGGAUAGAUCGUCAAGAAGAACUACUUUCUGGUUGGAUGGAUCAACAAAGAGAGUGGCAGAAACAGCAAAUGGAGUUGCAACAGGAGCAUUACUCCCAGCUCACCCAAGCCAUCAAUCAAGUGACUGAAAGGCAAGAGAGCCAAGACAAACACCUUCAAGAACUCAACCAACGCCAGAUAGCCUAA
This is a messenger RNA of Arachis duranensis, 534 nucleotides long. RefSeq lists its product as uncharacterized. The record is from RefSeq and is a predicted model, not a curated record. The coding region runs from base 1 to 534 and encodes 177 amino acids. NCBI's taxonomy places the organism in Eukaryota, Viridiplantae, Streptophyta, Magnoliopsida, Fabales, Fabaceae. The transcript is spliced from 2 exons.